AUGGACGCCAUUGAGCACGUGUGCCGCAUCAGCCGCAUCCUGCGCCAGCCUCUGGGCAACGCCCUGCUGCUCGGUGUGGGAGGGAGCGGGCGCCAGUCCCUCACUAAGCUGGCAUCACAUAUUUCAGAUUACGAGUGUUUCCAGAUUGAGCUGUCGAAGAACUACGGUCAGACAGAGUGGAGAGAUGAUCUUAAAAGCAUAAUGCUGAAAGCCGGCCUUGAGAACCAACAGAUCACCUUCCUCUUUGUGGACACACAGAUAAAGAGUGAGUCAUUCCUGGAGGAUAUCAACAACAUUCUGAACUCCGGGGAUGUUCCCAACCUGUAUGCGUCGGAUGAGCAGGAGCGCAUCCUGGCAGCCAUGAAGCCAGUGGUGGAGGAACUAGGCCAGCAGCUGACUAAACCCAACCUCAUGGCCGCCUACAUCAGGAGGGUCCGCAGCAACAUCCACACUGUCCUCUGCAUGAGGUAUUAG
Messenger RNA from Notothenia coriiceps (black rockcod), 474 nucleotides. RefSeq names its product dynein heavy chain 1, axonemal-like. Gene Ontology annotation, molecular function: dynein intermediate chain binding; dynein light intermediate chain binding. Gene Ontology annotation, cellular component: dynein complex. The transcript is spliced from 4 exons. NCBI's taxonomy places the organism in Eukaryota, Metazoa, Chordata, Actinopteri, Perciformes, Nototheniidae. The coding region runs from base 1 to 474 and encodes 157 amino acids. The record is from RefSeq and is a predicted model, not a curated record. Gene Ontology annotation, biological process: microtubule-based movement.